Molecule: messenger RNA, 510 nt
Organism: Rhizoctonia solani
Lineage: Eukaryota; Fungi; Basidiomycota; Agaricomycetes; Cantharellales; Ceratobasidiaceae
Product: Retrotransposable element Tf2 protein
Exons: 3
Coding region: 1-510 (169 amino acids)
Source: RefSeq, a predicted model, not a curated record
AUGAAAAACCUCCCUGUUGAAUUUCAGGAGUUCCAGAAAGUGUUCAGUGAAGAGUUCUUUACCACACUGCCAGAACAUUGCCCCUACGACAUUGCUAUUGACUGGAAGAGACAAACAGCCUCCCUAUGGCCCAUCUAUUCCAUGACCCCUGCAGAGAGAGAAGCACUCAAGGAACACAUUGACUCAGAACUUGCAGCUGGAAAGAUUGUGCCAACCACCUCACCAGCAGGAGCUCCAGUGAUUGGUGGACUAUUGCCGGCUAAAUGCCAUCACAAUCAAGGACAGAUAUGCGCUACCCAACAGGACAAGCUAAUUGAGAAAUUGCGCCAUGCUAAGAUCUUCACAAAGCUGGAUUUGAGGAAUGGAUAUCACAACAUCAGAAUCAAAGAAGGAGAUGAAUGGAAGGCUGCAUUUUGCACUGCCCUUGGUCACUUUGCUCCCACAGUCAUGCAAUUUGGCCUUAGCAACGCCCCAGCUGUGUUCAUGCGCUUCAUGAACAAUAUUCCGUGA